Messenger RNA from Equus caballus (horse), 4814 nucleotides. The record is from RefSeq and is a predicted model, not a curated record. NCBI's taxonomy places the organism in Eukaryota, Metazoa, Chordata, Mammalia, Perissodactyla, Equidae.
UUAACCACUCGGCCACGGGGCCAGCCCCUAUUUUGACAAUGUUUUGAUAUUUAAUAUUUAACCUUAGGUAUACCGUCAGUGCCAUUGGACCCAAUUUUUGUUGAAUUUCGUUUGUGAGCAGUUUUUUCAUGACUUAUUUCUUAGAUUUUGUAUUUUAAAAAACUGCAAUAAAACACCGUGAAAUUACCGCGAGCCCGUUGGACGGUUUGCAAGUCUAAGAUCUGUAUGACCUUACUGAUGUCCUAUAUUUGAAAUAUUUGGUAUUUUAUCCUAGGACUCCUUUCUUCUUUACUCAUUUGUCAUUCUCAAGUAUGCUAAAGACGAAGAAAAGUGGAAAAUGGAAGAAGGAUAGCUUCCCCUAUAAGGGAGAUGCAGUAGUAAAAUGAGGCAUCGUCUUUUUUCUAUUUUGCUCAAGAUAUUGUAAAAUUUUCGAAGGAGAUAGAAAGGAACACAAAGGGCACCACUGUUGUAGUCUGUUAGCCUUUCAUUCAGAAGUUUGAGAAUUCAGAACUUUUAAAUUACUACGCAUAGUGGUAAAGGGGUAAUAUGGAGAUAAUAUGCCGAGGACGAAGUUUCACAGUGACUUUGAUGAAUCACAGGAAGAAUGGGAAGAGGCCAUAAAUGAAAAUCCCAGACCAGGAGUUUAAAGUGGCCUGUUGGAUUGAGAUGAUAAAUCGUGAUGAUGAUUUUUCCUGGUAUACUGGGGCCACAGUCUACCUUCUGGCUGUGUAAAAAUUUUUCUUCCGAGUUCCUAUCUGCUCUUGGGAAAUUGUAUUUUGGCCACUAAUUGUACAAUAAUACUCAUAAUUGUACAUUACUAUAUGGCUAAUGACAAAAUUAUGUUUCUUACUGUUACGGAAAAACGGAUACUUUCUUUGGAAAUGACACUGCUUUUCUGGACUCUUGUUCCGUUGGAUAGAUUUAGGAGGCACAAGUCAGAAAGUGAACUGGUGAAUAAAAGUUUUAGGUUUUAGAAUUUGAUCUGAAAUGGACAGUUCCUACAUGAACGUGUUAAAGGCUUUGUAUAUGAUUUUGCCUUAAUUUACAUAUAUUGGCACAAUCUGACUACCUGGAACUUUGCGUUACUUGGAUACAGUUCCUACAUGAACGUGUUAAAGGCUUUGUAUAUGAUUUUGCCUUAAUUUACAUAUAUUGGCACAAUCUGACUACCUGGAACUUUGCGUUACUUGGAUACAGUUCCUACAUGAACGUGUUAAAGGCUUUGUAUAUGAUUUUGCCUUAAUUUACAUAUAUUGGCACAAUCUGACUACCUGGAACUUUGCGUUACUUGGAUACUAGCUGUUUGUGUUGGCAUUCAUAUGUUCAGGGAAACUACCACAUUGACAAAUUUAUAUCGUCAAUUCUGUUAAAAGCAAAGAACCAGUGACGAAUAAAACAGUUUUCAGAAGGACUUGGAGAAUACGUAUCUGGAAUGGAUUCUCUUGACUAUGCAACAGCAUCUGAUUCAGCUGUGCAAAUUGAAAAUCAAAGUGAUAACUCUUCCUCGGGUAGCAGCUUAUUUAAAACUCAGUGUGUUCCUUACUCACCUAAACGGAGGCAAAGAAACUCUAUUAGAAAAUUUGUUCAUUCGCCUGAAAGUGUUCAAGCAAGAGAUUCAUCUAGUGACUCAUCUUUUGAACCAAGACCACUGACUUUAAAAGCUAUUUUUGAAAGAUUCAAAAAAAAGAAACGUAAGAAGAGGAAAUAUAAGCCAACAGGAAGACCAAGGGGAAGACCAAAAGGAAGGAGAAGCACGAGAUGCUCGCAAAUAACUAAGAAACAUAUUAGAGACAGAGGACCUGGGUUCCCAUUUUUAGAAUCAAAGAAUGGAAGAAGACCAUUACCUUGGAGAAAAAUUUUAACCUUUGAGCAAGCAGUCGCAAGAGGAUUUUUCAACUACCUUGAAAAACUGAAGUAUGAGUACCACCUCAAGGAAUCCUUGAAACAAAUGAAUGUUGGUGAAGAUUUAGAAAAAGAUGACCUUGAUAGUCGUAGAUAUAAAUACUUGGAUGACGAUGGAUCUCUCUCUCCUAUUGAAGAGUUGGCAGCAGAGGAUGAGGUUGCAGCAAAUCUUGAACAUGAUGAUGAGUGUGAUAUCAAAUUGGUGGAGGACAGUUGUUUCAUAAUAAGUUCUGAAUUACCAAAGAAGAUGAGUGUAUAUUUAGAACAAGAGGAAUAUACUGGAGAAGAUGCUUUGUCUAAAAAGAGGGCAUCAAAGUCCAAAAACAUUGGACAGAAUGGCCUGAAAAGAAAAUAGGUAUAUAAAUGUCAUGGUAAGCAGAAUUGAGAAAAAGGAACAUUUGGAGAAAGUAAAGAUGAUGAAUGUAUAUAUACGUAUACACAUGCGCGUGCGCCAUCCUUGUGAUGAAAAAGAACCUUUCAAGGAGAAAAUAAAAAGAACUUGAACAAAUUUGAAAGAAACUCCUAAAGAAUAAGAAGUAAUGAGAAGAUACUACUUUUUUUGCCUAUACUUGUUUAUUUCAGGGUAAGAGAGCUUACAGGCAUCAAUUGAGCACUGGAUCAAAGUAGUACAGAGAUUGUAAUCCUAAAAGUGAAAUGUUAGUUAUAAUAAACACUGAUUCAUAACCAACCACCCUCUUUAGGGUACGUGAAACCCCCCAUUUUUAUCCCAGUUUUAUUCAGACAAGUGACCUUUAGUAUCAAAUGUUUAAUACUGUAGUAAGAACUUACUAAUUUUCCCUUCCUAACUACCUAGGAUAUUUCGACUACCAUUUUCUUCACUAUUGUAUUUUGUCAAUUAUGCUACUAUAUAUACUGCAUUUUAUGAUAGCACUUGUGUUUGUUUUUGUUUAAUUUGUGGACAAAGACUUAGAGACAGGUGCAGAAAAUAAAACCUCUUUUGCAACCCAGAGCUCAUUGUUCAGUAUGAGUUUUGAUACAGAUAAGAAGGAACAUUGUAUCUAAAGCAGAAUAAAGUGAUGAGGGUGGGGUAUUGAUAAACAAAGGUUGCUUCCAGGCUAUAGAAUUGAUAAUUAAAAUAGCAUAUAAGGGGAAUCUUGGCCCUAUUGGUUUUUGAUGUUGACAUGAAAGAUGGCUUCCUUUUUUUUAUUAGGCUUUUAUUUUGAGAACACAAUGUCUGGACUUAAGGUAUGUCUUAUGCUUUAGGUGAGUUUUUGUAUCUGAUUUGUUGAAGUGUAGUAUGUUGUCACGUAAUUUAAAUGUCCACAGGUCUCAUUAUUGAAAGACAUUUUUGCCAACUUUUAAUUUCUGUUUAUGAUGUCAUUUCAGAAAAUGAAUCUUAGGAUUCACACAUUUUAUAGUGAUAUUGUGCCAUCUUCCCUUUUGGAGUAAAGGGUCCCCAAACAAUCUUAGGCUAUAGCAAUAAUCAGAAUCUUGGAUAUUGCUGCCACUUGAAGCAUAUACAACAUUAUUUUUAAUUAAUGCAUAAUCUAACGAGGUAGAAGAUACAAUAGUGUAAUGCUAGGAUACAAGAUUUCAUAAACCUCAAUGAUAAAGUUUCAUUAAAAAGCACCCAAUAUGUUUGUCUUCUACUUAUUUCCAAAUAUAGCCACAUUAAUAUUUUUCUUGGUUUUUAUAACUGAUACCAAAUGAGAAAAUAUUUUAUAUAGUUAUUAAAUUGAAGCAAAAGUUCAGCUGAAGUAAAAAUUUCGCUGUAAUCUGGGAAUUUCAAAGGUAAAACAUUGCAGUGUUGAAGUUCAUAAAAAUCGAGACUUCAGUUUAUACAGGUAAAUUUUUUCCUUUGGAUCAUCUGUAGUAGGUAGUUGGCAUAUUUUCAUCAGUAUAUACUCAGCUGUUCCUAAGCAGCAUUGUUAAAGUCAUUACCAAGUGAUUAAUUUAUGGGAUGAUUUCUUUAAAUCUCUUUUAAAUGGAUGUUUGUUUUUAUGCAAUUUUGAAUUCAUCCAAAAGGCUAGAGCAAAUUACAGUUCUGGUAAUAAUUGAAAAUUUAGACUUUUGUUUAUUUAUAUUUUUUAAAAGGUGUAAAUAGUGGUUGAGGUCUAUCCCGAUGGGGCUUUUUCUGUAGACCCACAUCGUUGGAAACGCCUCAUAGAGUAAUUAUGUGGUUUCCUUUACUCACAGAACUGUGUGUUAGAUCUGUGGGAAAGAACUACAAGACAGCUGCUAAAAGUAUGAAAGACGUAAUAGUCAAUUUUUUUUAUCCUAGGUAUUGGCCUAUCCCAAGGUCUAUACUGUUCUAGGGUGAGACAGCUUAGGAGUGAAUAUGAUUUGAACUUACUCAUGUGUAGAGGGUGUGUGACAUGGAGAACCAGUCAUCCAUGGACUCUGAUCCUAAACAUGGCCCUAAAGUAAAUUGGUUGAAGAAAUUGGAUCCUAAAGAUUAGAGGUGGAGAAUUUUUAAAGUAUGUCCAUAUUCAAGUGGAGAUCAAAGAAUCCCAACUGAAAGAAUUGUGGCAAAUCAGCACUGUCCAAUAUAAAUACAACACCAUCUAAUAGCCAAAGGUAAUGAAUGAGACUGGAUGACAGUCAUUUUUCAAAUUCUCACCAUUCAUGCCUAGUGGCGGUUGUUCAGUGCAUGCCUGGAUCUCUCGAGUGUUGGCAACUAUCUUUUGCCUGGUUAAUCUUUCUGAGUUCCUAGAAACCAGGCAGCUUCUAAUGUAAUAGAACUAACAGGGAGGGCUGGUUUCAGAAUUUACUUGAGUAUCUCUGGAAAUGGAACCUUACUGUUUAUAUUCUCUUAUAGAAUUGACUGACAUGACAACCAUGGAUUGAGCAAAAUUUUUUAAAAGGGCUGUCUUGAAGAUAUGACUCAAACUUUGGAGGAAUGGAAGGAAUCACAACAUGAAAUUACUUAAAUAAAAAUUUAUUGACUGGAA